CGGCAGGGCUCGGCGACGGCGGCAGCGGCCAUGGCCGAGAGCAUCAUAAUCCGUGUCCAAUCACCAGAGGGGGUGAAGCGGAUCACUGCAACAAAGAGAGAAACAGCUGCAACAUUUUUGAAAAAGCAGACCAUCAUAGAGCACCUAUUGGCCAGGUGAAAUUUCCCAGAAUUAUUCAUAAAAAUAAAGGCAGAACUGGUCUGAAACGUGCUUUUAAAGUGCAUCCCAUCCUGUCCCUUCAAAAAAAUUGCCUUAAGAAAAGUAAGGGUAGUUGCAAAGGAGUUUGGCUUCCGGAAUAAUGGUUUCUCAGUUUACAUCAAUAGAAACAAGACAGGAGAGAUAACAGCAUCACCAAACAAAUCCCUCAACCUGUUAAAAAUUAAACAUGGCGAUUUGUUGUUCCUGUUUCCCUCGAGCCUUGCUGGACCCUCAUCUGACAUGGAAACUUCAGCCACACAAACAUUACGUGCUUGGGCAAUUCCCAAUGUGGUAGAAGAUGAGAUUGAUCAAUACCUUAGCAAACAGGAUGGGAAGAUUUAUCGAAACCGAGACCCACAACUUUGCCGACAUGGUCCUUUGGGAAAAUGUGUGCACUGUGUACCUCUUGAGCCAUUUGAUGAAGAUUACUUGAACCAUCUUGAACCUCCUGUGAAGCAUAUGUCCUUCCAUGCCUACAUUCGAAAACUGACCGGAGGGGCUGAUAAGGGGAAAUUUGUUGCCCUGGAGAAUAUCAGUUGCAAGAUUAAAUCUGGUUGUGAGGGACAUCUUCCAUGGCCUAAUGGCAUUUGUACCAAGUGCCAGCCAAGUGCCAUCACACUGAACAGACAGAAAUAUCGGCAUGUAGACAAUAUCAUGUUUGAAAAUCACACAGUUGCUGAUCGUUUCCUUGACUUUUGGAGAAAGACUGGGAACCAGCAUUUUGGGUACUUGUAUGGACGAUAUACAGAGCAUAAAGACAUUCCUCUUGGCAUUCGGGCUGAGGUUGCUGCCAUUUAUGAACCCCCUCAGAUCGGUACACAGAACAGCCUGGAGCUCCUUGAAGAUCCCAAAGCAGAAGUGGUAGAUGAGAUUGCUGCCAAACUUGGCCUGAGAAAGGUUGGCUGGAUAUUUACAGACUUAGUCUCAGAAGAUACCCGAAAGGGUACUGUCCGAUAUAGCCGAAACAAGGACACAUAUUUUUUGAGUUCAGAAGAAUGUAUAACUGCAGGAAACUUCCAGAACAAGCAUCCCAACAUAUGCCGGCUUUCUCCAGAUGGUCAUUUUGGAUCCAAGUUUGUAACUGCGGUAGCUACAGGUGGCCCAGACAACCAAGUUCAUUUUGAGGGUUACCAGGUAUCUAAUCAGUGCAUGGCAUUAGUCCGGGAUGAGUGCUUGUUGCCAUGUCGAGAUGCACCCGAGUUAGGUUACGCUAAGGAAUCCAGCAGUGAGCAGUAUGUGCCUGAUGUGUUCUAUAAGGAUAUAGAUAAGUUUGGUAAUGAGAUCACUCAGCUGGCCCGCCCCCUCCCGGUGGAGUAUCUGAUUAUAGAUAUCACGACGACUUUCCCCAAGGAUCCAGUUUAUACUUUUUCUAUUUCACAAAGUCCAUUCCCUAUUGAGAACCGAGAUGUCCUAGGCGAGACACAGGAUUUUCAUAGUUUGGCUACAUACCUGUCUCAGAAUACCUCCUCCAUUUUCUUAGACAUCAUCUCAGAUUUCCAUCUGCUCCUCUUUCUGGUCACCAAUGAAGUCAUGCCUCUUCAGGACAGCAUUAGCUUAUUGCUGGAGGCUGUGAGGACUAGGAAUGAGGAGCUAGCACAGACUUGGAAGAAAUCUGAGCAGUGGGCCACCAUCGAACAGCUCUGCAGUACAGUUGGUGUCCAGCUUCCAGGAAUGCAUGAGUAUGGUGCCAUUGGAGGUUCAACACAUGCCACCUCCUCUGCCAUGUGGGCUUGUCAACACUGCACCUUCAUGAACCAGCCGGGCACGGACCACUGCGAGAUGUGUAGCCUCCCCAGGACCUAACACUCCCUACCAUCCUCCUGGGCAAACCUGGGGACCAGACUCACAGCCCUCUUAGAAGCCAGGAUCGUUUCUUAUGAUUCUUCCCCUGUAAUGAUGCCCCAGUGGUGGGCAGACCUGAAGGAGGGGAAAAGGCUACCUUUGGGUCUCUGUGACCCACAGAAGCAUCUUGGCACUGUUCUUUCCGGAGGGUACCUACUAGAUAGAGGGAUCCAAGGCUGGGCUUUCUGCCAGGCUGAAUUUAAUCUCAAAACUGGAAAUCCCAAAACUGUAUCCCCAAUGCAAGAAAGUCAGACAUUUAACCUCAGUUUACAGUUUUGCAAUUUGUAUUUCAUAAGAAUUGCGCCCUUCUGUGUCACCUGGAACUUGCUUUUCCUGCAGCCUUCCCUUUCCUUUUGCAGUUUCCUCCCUUUUUUAUUCUCUUGCGCUGUGUCCUCCACUCCUUUACCUCUAAUCCCUUUUUAAACUCUUGUUGGCCCUCUGCCCUGUCCUCUGUUCUCUUCUCCAUUACCAGGUGUUGGACGCCUGCUGGCGGUGGUCAGUUAGGCCAGUCAUCUGGUGUGAAUGAGAACCAGCACAGUCAGAUGAGCCUGUCUUGGGGCAGGAGGCUACUUCCCUUGUUGAUUUGCAUGGGUUUUUUUUUUUCUUUCCUUUUCACCUCUUCCUUCCUCUCACCAAACUAGGAGGUGAGAUUUAAAGAUCUGCAUUGGUUAUAAUCAUAGCAAUUUGUAAUUCCUGCCUACAGGCCUUUUUGGUUUGUUUUCAUUUUUAAAGAGAAAAAUACUGCACAAAAGGGAAGUGUGAGAGGCUACUUUUCCACUUCCCUUUCCCCCUCCCUUCUCAAGCUUUCACCUUAAUAAAUCCCUUUUGGGGUGUGUGUUUGUGGAUGGGCUUGUAGGGGUGUAUGUAGGUGUGUGGAUCCACAGUUAGUUAUCCUUUGAAGUAAACCUCAGUGCCUGAGUCUUUCCACUGAACUACGCAGUAAGGACAGUUUUAAAAAAUGAAUGUCUAGAUUGGGAAAACUGAAGAGUGAGCUGCACCCAGGCAAGUGGAACACUGAAGCUGAGCACUGGAGUUGGUGUUGGUUUGGUUUGGUUUUGCUUUUUGAAUUUUUAAUUAGGGCCGAUAGUCUCCUGGGUCUACCAGAGGUGAGCUCAGCUCACCCACAAUAUUCAGUAUUGUGUUCCCACCCACACACUCUCCUCUUCCUACUUCCUUAGUCUUUGGCCUUCUGAUUCACUGGCAUGUCAGCUAUAGUAAUCCCAGGAGGGAAUUUAAGGUUCUGCUAAGUGUGAGGUCUGCACAAGGCCCCCUGAGAAGGCAGCUGAGGAAGUGAAUAAUGACAGCUACAGGGGAAGAACAGAGAUCCUAAUGGGAUCACUGGCAUCUAUUUACUGGCCAAGUUUCUGACUGCAGGUGGGUAGGUACAUCCUAUACCAGCACCUCUAGGGAAGUUCUUUACAAUCUUUCCCCAUAUUGAUCCAAUUGGCAUGACAUGGGCACCUUGUUACCAUUCUGUCUUGAUGCCAGCUACAAACUAUGCUCAACCUUUUAGCAUAGAGGAAAAUGGGCAUGGCUACAGGAUGCUUUUGCCACUUCUACACAUCAUGAUAUUUCUUGCAUAUGCAGAACCCUCUUUUCCUCUUGGGUUCUAAAGAGAAUAUUUGCAUCUGCUAGUUUGCAUGUUGACUCUGAUGUGUCAGAAAGCUCAGUAUAAGCUUUGGCUGAUAUCUUUGGGCAGAACUGGCUAGUGGCAUUAGCUGCUUUCCUGGCUGAGGGUUUGGUUUGGAUGAUUAUCUUUAACCUGGGCAGUAACUUCUGUGGGGGCAUAUAGAGGAUCCAGAAUGAAGCAUGAAAUCCUACACAAGGAAGCACCUCUCCAGGUAAUUGAAAAUGAUAUUGAAAAUGGUAUUGGGACUGAAUACUGACUAUCCUUAUCAGUUCAGACCUGAUCCUUAGAAUCUUCUGGAAGGUUAAUGCAUCUAGUUAGUGAUCACACACGGAAAUAAUUCUCAUUAUUCAUUUUCAACCAAGUGGAAAGAACCUUGCUCCUGAGACUUCCUGUCACAAAUGUGGGAUUAGAUCACAGAAAAGAUGCAGGCUCCUCCUCUGCCUGCUCUAGUCUCCUUUAUUUGCUGCAUUUGUUUAACUUUACUUUCAACCAUGCUUUUUUUUUCCCCUCUGAGAAAUUCUGGCAUUCACACAACUCUGUCUUCUUGAUUUUAUUUUUCUUUUGGUUUAACUACCUUGGUUCAGUAAUGGACUUUGUGCCAUUAGCCAAAGAUAGCUAUCAAAGGCUAUAUGAAGCUGUUAAUAUAGCAGCAGGGUGGGCACAAGGGCCCAGGCCCUGACCAAAUUGCUGGCUGCUUCCCUCAGAGUGGAUGACUGAUUUCCAGCCCCACUGAUGAGUCUGAUGACACAAUUUGCCUUCCUAAAUGCAGAAAGCCUGAAUUGAGCUUGCCUCUCCUACCAAUAGUAUAGGCCACUUUCCCUUUGUCGUCCCAGCCAGAAGUAUACCUCCCUCUGCACUGUAUACAGCAGAACCAGUAAUGGUCCACAAGUCAGGAAAGUGGUGACUCAUAGGUGCUCAGGGUGGAACAUCGUGUGCAGGCAAUUCCAGUGACCCUUUUUGGCAAGGAAGAUGUUGACCUUUUCCUAGCCCAUCUCCACCCUUUACAGUUUGCAUACCUAAAAACUAGCUUUCUGGGGGUGUUGGUGCUCCAGCUUUGCCUGUUUGCAGAUGUGCAUUUGUUGGAUUUGGAUUGGAGUUAUCUUCAUUACAGCCCUUUAAGUGAAAUCUAAUAAAAGUACCUGAAAUGAC
Dromiciops gliroides (monito del monte) is the source of this 4819-nucleotide messenger RNA. It is a transcript of the gene NPLOC4, whose product is annotated as NPL4 homolog, ubiquitin recognition factor. Bases 439 to 2001 code for a protein of 520 amino acids. Gene Ontology annotation, biological process: ubiquitin-dependent protein catabolic process. Lineage: Eukaryota; Metazoa; Chordata; Mammalia; Microbiotheria; Microbiotheriidae. The transcript is spliced from 18 exons. The record is from RefSeq and is a predicted model, not a curated record. Gene Ontology annotation, cellular component: nucleus. Gene Ontology annotation, molecular function: ubiquitin protein ligase binding; ubiquitin binding.